Molecule: messenger RNA, 492 nt
Organism: Racocetra persica
Lineage: Eukaryota; Fungi; Glomeromycota; Glomeromycetes; Diversisporales; Gigasporaceae
Source: the annotation of a GenBank genome assembly
AUGAAUGAUGUUAGGGUUGAGGAUGGUUCAGAAGAUAUAUAUAACAAGAUCUUUGGAAUUUAUGAUCCAAGAAGACUCCUUGCUCAAGGAAUAGAAUCAGACUUUAACGACCAAAGCACAAAUAAUUUCUUUCUUAGGGUUGACAAACUACAAAAAGAUGCGUGCUGGAUACCAUAUCAAAAGGAGUUUGACGAAACUCGUAAGGAUCAAAAAGAUGCCUCAGAAUGGACAUUCACGGAUAAAAAUAAUAUAGAAGUUGAUGUUGUCAAAACAAUUUGUAGCAGUAUUACUGAGGAAAUGAUAAUGAAUCUAGAAUAUAAUAAUCCAUUAUUAUCAUAUGUGAUUGAUUUUUCAAAUCUGCCCAAAGAAAUUAAAAAUACAUUUGAUGAGCAAGCACUAAUAGCAAUAACAGCUCCACUGAUAAAAUUCUAUCGAGACAUGGAUCCUACUUCAGAAAAAUACCUUGCUUACUUAGCAGUAUUUCCUUAUUAG